Messenger RNA from Fragaria vesca subsp. vesca, 1366 nucleotides. RefSeq lists its product as uncharacterized. The transcript has a single exon. The record is from RefSeq and is a predicted model, not a curated record. Lineage: Eukaryota; Viridiplantae; Streptophyta; Magnoliopsida; Rosales; Rosaceae. The coding region runs from base 621 to 1172 and encodes 183 amino acids.
AAGGAGCAUAUUUUCUUGACCGUCACUUAAAUGCUCUUCGUUGUUUCCUUUUCUAUCAUUUCUUGAAGCAGCGAAUCUUGAUUUUGACUCAGAGAGACAGAGAGUUGAACCCAACCUACCUCCACAGGUGACCUUGCACCAUACUCUUCUUCUUCUUCUUCUUCUUCAUUUUCAACCAACGGUGCAAGGCCACUCCUCUCUAUAUAUCUCUCUCUCACUACCUUAUCUCUCACUCUGAUUCAAAGAGUGACCUUUUGAGUUUGUCCUUCAUUUCUAUUGGCCCUUCAUUUCUUCUUCUGUCUCUUUCUGAUUGAAACUUCAAUCUCCAAGGCUCUUUUUCCUUGUUUACAAUUCUGGGUCACUUUGAUUUUGGGUUUUUCAGUCUGGGCAGUCUGAGAUCUCUGUUUCUGGUACUGGGUUUUUUACUGGGUUUUGCUGAUUUUGACCAAAGUAGAUUGCUUUGCCCCCAAAUUUCAAUGCCAUAAUUUCUACUGGGUCGCUUUGAUUUGGGGUUUUCUUACAUUUCUCGAUAAACAUUCUGAGAUCUCAGUUUCAGUUUACUUGGUUUUGCUGAUCUUGACCAAAGUCGAUUGCUUUACAUCAAUUUUGAUUCUGUGGCAAUGUCACAAGGCUAUGCAAUCGAGCUUUACUUCGAUCCUGCGCUGGAGAACCAGGUCCUGAAGGCUUGGAAUGUUCUUGCUCGCCGCCAGAUUAGCACCCAGCUCAUCGAAAUCGAAUCACGCCCUCACAUCACUCUCUUCUCCAGCUCCUUCAUUGAACCAGCAAAGCUCGAAAACAUAAUCAAGGCUUUCGCUGCAAAGCAAGAGCCUUUGGCCUUGUCUUUCUCGUCCAUUGGGAGCUUUCCGACUGAUAACAAUGUGCUGUUUCUGGCCCCAACUCCUUCGGUUUCGUUGCUUCAGUUCCAGUCGCAGUUGUGUGAGGCAAUGAAGAAAGAAGGUGUUGAAAUUGGGGAGGAGUAUCGCACCGAUUCGUGGAUGCCUUACUGUGCUGUUGCUCAAGAUGUGCCAAAGAGUCGGAUGGCAGAAGCGUUCUGCGUAUUGAGGGAAUUAAAGUUGCCAGUCGCUGGGUAUGCUAUGGAUGUUGGGCUGGUUGAGUUUUCGCCAGUCAGGGAGUUGUUUUCUUUUGUGCUAGGUAACACAGUAGAAGCAUGAAGUUUCAGAAUCUUUCUUAUGCGUUAAUCUGAAAUUUAGUUGGAUUAUUCAAGAAUAUGUUACCCCCUUGAUGUUAUUGUAGAUGAUUGUCUAUGGUGGUGCUAAUACAGAAUUUGCAUUCAUGUUUUUCGUAUCUAGCAAAUUCCCUUAUAUCGCUCUUUUAGAUUGAUAAUGUGUUUGUUGACUUUGUUCAU